AUUUGGGCACCUUGGCCGGCGGAUGAAAUGGGUACCUUCGCGACAUAAGCUUCCUUUGUUGCUUGUAAUACCUUUGUCACCGCCUUGCGGUGCACCAAAGACGCCGGGCGGACAGCCAGGAGGCAUUUUGUCUUCUGCAGGAGUGGCACUGUCUGUGGAGGCCUUUUUCUCUCUGGGAGCAUCCUAGAGAGAGAGAGAGAGAGAGGAAGAACGAGGAGGAGGAGAAGGACGGUCGGAGGGGAUGGACAGCAGUGAAGAAGAACCGGAUUUUCCUUCACACGAGUGGGUUACCCCUCAGUCGAAAAUCAACUCCGUCUACCAAUCUGUAACAGAAAAGGGAAUUAGGAAAUUGUGCACAGAGCUUUUGGAGUUGAAGGAUGCAGUAGAUAAUCUAUGUGGAAAUAAACGUGCAAAAUACACAGCUUUUCUAAGAAUAACAGAAGAGGUUAUUGAGCUUGAGCAAGAAUUGAUUGAGCUGCAGAAGCAUGUCUCUGCCCAAGGCAUACUUGUGCAGGAUCUGAUGACCGGUGUUUGCCGAGAGCUUGAGGUGUGGAAGUUGAAUAAACCCGAGCCAGUGGAGCACAAGGAAAAUAAUAUCCAUGAGUUUGACUCAAUACCUAAUUGUAUAGGUGAUCCAAAAGCUGCUUUUCUGGAAUCAGUGGAUGUUUUAUUGGCAGAGCAUAAAAUGGAAGAAGCUCUAUUAGCCAUUGAGGAAGAGGAGAAGAACAAUCCUGAUUUACUGGAUUCUGGGGAUAAUACCUCUGAGGAGGUUUCUACUUAUAAAUCAGCAUUUUUGAAACGGAAGGCAAUGCUUGUGGAGCAGCUUAUUGAGGUCGCAGAGCGGCCAUCAGUUGGUGUUUUGGAACUGAAAAGUGCUCUAAUGAGGCUUCUCAAACUUGGGAAUGGUCCAUCUGCACAUAAUUUAUUAUUGAAAUCAUACAGAUCUCGCCUUCAGAAGAACAUUGAGAAUUUUCUACCAUUGUGUGUAAUAUACCCAGAAACAAACUCAGCAACUCUGUCAAAGUAUGUAUUUUCAACUAUCUUGUCUGCAGCAAGAGAAUCUUCAUCAAUAUUUGGCAACACAGCGAUAUAUACCGGUAGACUUGAGCAAUGGAUUGAGUGUGAACUAGAAUCCCUUGUUAAGCUGAUGAAGGAAAAUGCACCUUCAUCGGAGAGCGCCUCUGCUUUACGUGCUGUUGCUGUUUGUGUGAAAGCCAGUCUUAGUCACUGUGCAAUGUUGGAAGAACAAGGACUGGCAUUUUCUCAGUUGCUUUUUAUGCUUUUACGGCCAUAUGUGGACGAGAUCUUAGAGAUGAAUUUUCGGCGUGCAAGAAAGUUGGUUGACCAGCUGGCAAAUGAUGAGAUUGUGAUUUCAUCAACUCGGUAUUUGUCCUCGUAUUCUGCUGAUGCGUGUUCUAUGCUUACUAGCAGUGGAAAGCAGUUUAUGUCUGUUGUUCAAGAUAUUGUUGAUCAUUUAACAUCAGAUGUCAUUCUGCAUUUUGGUGGGACCAUUUUAAGUAGGAUCUCUCAGCUGUUUGAUAUGUACAUAGAUGGGUUAAUGAAGAGUCUACCAGGUCUUUCUGAAGAGGAUACCCUCAUGGAGCAUAAAGGCUCUACCAAGUUCAAGGCAGAAACUGAUUCUCAGCAGCUUGCUCUUCUAGGAAAUGCAUAUGCUGUUUUAGACGAAUUAUUACCUAUGGCUCUCUCAAAAAUUUGCAGCGAAGAGAAAGAACUUACGGGUAAUGAAAGUUUAUCUUCGGAGAGCACUGGUCCUAUUCCUAGUAAAGCUGUAGAACUUAAAGACUGGAGACGCCACCUACAACAUUCUUUAGACAAAUUUAGAGAUUAUUUCUGUCGCCAAUAUAUGCUGAACUUCAUUUAUUCUAGAGGGGAUAAAGCACAAUUAGAUGCACGAAUGUACUUACAUGGGAAAAAGGAGGAUCUUUUCUGGGAUUCAGAACCAUUGCCAUCUCUCCCGUUCCAGGAUCUAUUUGCAAAACUACAGCAGUUAGCAAGUAUUGCAGGACUUAUAUUAGUUGGAAAAGAAAAGGUGCAGAAAAAUUUGCUUGCUAGGUUAGUAGAGACUCUCGUGAUGUGGCUGUCAGAUGAACAAGAAUUCUGGGAAGUCUUUGAGGAUGAUUCUGCUCAGCUACGGCCAUUUGGACUACAGCAAUUUAUCUUUGACAUGCAUUUCAUUGUCCAAAUAUCUGUGUGUGGAGGCUACCCUUCCCGAAAUGUACACCAGAUUGCCUUAACUAUCAUGGAUAGGGCUAUAGGCACUUUUUCAACAAAAGGAAUAGAUCCUCAAAGUGCACUUCCUGAAGAUGAGUGGUUCAUUGAAGCUGCUAAGUCAGCAAUGAACAAGCUUCUGAUGGGUUCGUUUGAGCUAUCAGAACUUGAUGAGCACAUACAUAUCCUGGAAAACUCUGAUUCAGAUAACAUUAGUAUAAGUUCGAGUGUUCAUUCUGCCGAGUCAUUUGCAUCUGCUACCAUGGAAGAAAACGGAAGUCCAGUUUAUUUCUCAGACCCUGAGACUUAGAAAUCAGUUGUACUUACAGGCAACCCUUUUUUUUUUUUUUGGUGUUGCCUUGAUCACUAGAGCAAUGUAUAGCCCAAUUUUCAGAAGAUAUACCCAAUCCAGUUGUUGUAGUACAUGGUUAUAGUCCCAUUCUAUUCCAUAUGUUUCCAAUCCAGUUGUAGUCCAUGGUUAGAGUCCCAUCCUAUUCCUUAUGUUUCAGUCUCAUCCUUAAUCUUGUACUUAUUUUAUAACAAACUCCAUUUUGAAAACUUAUCCAAGAAUAGCACCGCGACAUGAACUUCGUGAAUGCUACUGGACAUCCUUGUAGCCUCAGUUUUUCCAAUGUGAGGGUGUGUUAGUGUCAAUGGCAAUUUAGUCUCUUUUUCCUCACUCUUUUAAAUUUAGGGUCCUCUACGAGGAGGAGGUGACUAAUGAAUUGGAGCUCCAGGAAAACAGGUAUUUGACGAAACUCUCCCUUGAUGGGGUCCUCUGAGUAAAUUGUAAUUUCGUUGCGGCUAUGGAGAAAACAAGUACUUGUCAAAGCUCUCCCUUGGUGGGGGAUACUUUGGGUGAACCGUAAUUUUGUGAAAUUCCGAUUCCCUCAUUGGGGAAAACGUGCAUGUAUGCUUGCGUGUACAUCCACUCUGUAAAUAUUUAUAUGUGCAGUUGGGUUAGAUUUUUGUUCA
This is a messenger RNA of Nymphaea colorata (pocket water lily), 3204 nucleotides long. RefSeq names its product exocyst complex component EXO84C. Gene Ontology annotation, biological process: Golgi to plasma membrane transport; exocytosis; intracellular protein localization. The transcript is spliced from 7 exons. The record is from RefSeq and is a predicted model, not a curated record. Gene Ontology annotation, cellular component: exocyst. The coding region runs from base 242 to 2539 and encodes 765 amino acids. Lineage: Eukaryota; Viridiplantae; Streptophyta; Magnoliopsida; Nymphaeales; Nymphaeaceae.